This is a messenger RNA of Microthlaspi erraticum, 675 nucleotides long. NCBI's taxonomy places the organism in Eukaryota, Viridiplantae, Streptophyta, Magnoliopsida, Brassicales, Brassicaceae. The record is from the annotation of a GenBank genome assembly.
AUGGAUUACGACUUCAGGAACAAGUCCGGCCCAUCCUACGGCCGACCGAUGUACGGAACCGCGUCGGCUUCUCCUUCGCCAGCAUCUAGCCACCCUAUGUACGGACCUCCGGGAUACCCGAAGAUCGGUCAACAAAGCGGCCACGGCCAACCGUUCUUCCCUCCGCCGGAGAGAAACUCUUCGUUUCAGCAUAACUCUUCUCCGUUCCCUUCUUCUUCUUCAUCUGGAUUAGGAAUCAAGGUGACUCUGAAGCCUGAGUAUCGUAUCACUCCACCGCCACAGUUGUUGCCUCGAGUGGGAGACAUUCCUCGGAGCAAUUUCCAAUUCGAUUUCGGUUUAGAGAGGAAAGUCCUUGCCGAGGCAGAGAAAGAUAACCCAGACUGGAGCAAAUUCGGGACCGAGAAUCCUCCUCCACCGGCUAGAUUUCCAGAACCAACACCUUCUUCACUGGGUGUAGAUCCGGUAGUGAUGAAAUAUGCUGGGCUUAACCGAGAAGCUGUCAACAUUGCGGUUGCAAACUAUGGUGAUAAUCCUACAAAGGUUCAGGAAUUUGCAAAUGGGUUCACAGCGAUACGAGAGAUGGGGUUUCCAACAAACGCUGUCGCAGAAGCUCUCUUCAUGUUUGAGAACGACACUGAUAAAGCAUUGUCACAUUUGCUCCAUGGCUCUUCUUGA